UUUUUUUCUCUUAAAACAUUCCAGUCGUUCCUUUGGCGGGAGAAUACAGAAAGUUGAAACCUAACGUAGUUGGAUAUUUGGAAUUUUGGAUCUCGAGUGAGGCGAUUGGAAUUUGAAACAGAGGAUUACCAAAUGGAAGGCAGCGAAAGCGAGGCCAUUUUCGAUUCUUUCAAUUUGAACCCUCAACUCUUUAUAAACGAGGUACUUAACGCUGUUGAUGACAUGGUCGAUGGGGCAUUUGAGUUCUACGAACAGGAUGCAUCAAAGCUUUUGGCUAGAACUGGGGCAGAUCAAUCGGAUGAGCUAAAGAAGGGUAUUUCUUCCAUUCGUCAUAUGAUUCAAGUAGUUUUGAACAGGCGAAUGGGUAUGUGGGAGAAGUACUGUCUUAGGCACUGCUUCACCGUUCCUGAAGGAUUCUCAUUAACAAAAUCUUCACCUGAUGACACUCCAAUGGAUCUAGAUGCACCAUCCGAUGCAGAGCUUGAUGCUCAGUUAGAUUCUUUGAGGGACAAACUGUCUGCGGUUGGAAAUGAGUCUGUUGAGCUGCAGAGAGAGCUUCAAGCACUUGAGAAGCAGUCUAUCAUCAAUGAUAGUUAUGCUGGAUCUGUCAAUGAGGCAUUACAAUUAUUUGAACAGAACUCUAUGUAUGAGACUUCACAAGAGAUCAUACGUGUUGCAUCUGAACUCCGUACUAGAAUGGAGAAGAUGGAGAUGAAAAGGAAGGAAGAAAUUGAUCAUAUCAGAGUGGAAAGGAUAUAUAAACCGAACAGAGAUCAGACUCUGAUGAAGCAUAUAUAGCAAGGGUGUAAUAUUUCUCUUCAGGUAUUGCUUAUUUGGUCGCUGAAUCUGAGUUACUGGAGUAGAGUAUAUGAAUGUAUGUCUAUGUUGUGAAGCUUUAAUUUUGUUCUAUUGGCCCCUCCAAUGCUAACCUGGAAUAUCUUCAUGAGCUUGCAGCUGAUAUGAACCUGUGAAUUCCACAAAAUUCCUUUGUAGCAGAGGAUCUUAUGUUAUUCCAAUUGGUUGUAAAGUUUGUUUGAUGAUUAGUAACUGUAGUUGUCACUAUGUAUGUCAAAAUGUCAUCAUGUUGAACAUGCUUAUGCUUGUAGGUGGAUACCAAAAGUAAUGUCAUCUACUAUCAAAGGCUGAAUGAAAUAUACCAUCAAAUUUUUUUUU
Molecule: messenger RNA, 1173 nt
Organism: Macadamia integrifolia
Lineage: Eukaryota; Viridiplantae; Streptophyta; Magnoliopsida; Proteales; Proteaceae
Product: protein MIS12 homolog
Exons: 6
Coding region: 133-798 (221 amino acids)
Biological process (GO): protein localization to kinetochore; mitotic sister chromatid segregation; mitotic cell cycle
Cellular component (GO): nucleus; chromosome, centromeric region
Source: RefSeq, a predicted model, not a curated record